GUGCGAUUUGACGUAGAGGGCCUCGAUAGCGGGCCAAAAUAGCAUGUCCAGGAUUAAAGAAACCAUCUCCUUAUCUGCUUGGAACUCCCUUAUUGCAUAAACAUGUCGAUAUGGUGCAAGAGUAUUUGCAAGUGCAAAAGGAGGCAUGAUCUUCUACUGGGUGUUCUAUUAUGACAAAUGCCUGGACAGAUGGUCGUGGAAGAAGUUUAAUGAAUUUGGUUACUCAUUGUUCCAGAGGUGUGUGUUUCCUUGAUGCCAUUGAUGCUUCCUUGGAGGUUCACGAUGCAAAGUACAUCUAUAGCUUGGUAAGCUCUUGUAUUACUGAAAUUGACCCUGAAAAGGUUGUGCAGCUCGUGACUGAUAAUGCUUCAAAUAAUAUGGCUGCAUCAAAGUUGCUUAAAGUGAAGUAUCCUCCUAUCUUCUGGACAUCACGUGCAGCCCACUGUAUAGAUCCCAUGCUAAAAGAAAUUGGAAAUAUAAGUAUGGUAGAUAACAUCAUUCAAGAAGGAAAGCCUAUCACAAAUCUGCUUUAUAAACAUGUCAGAUUGCUGGCCAUUAUGUGAAAAUUUACCAAAGGUGACUUGGUUCGAUCUGGUGCUACUCGAUUUGCCACUAGUUACUUGAACUUAAGAAGUCUCUAUGAUAAAAAAAUGAAUUGAAGCAAUUGUUUGGUUCAGCCAAAUGGGAUAAGAGUCCAUGGUCUAAAAAAGUUGCAGGACAGAAUGCUCAUGAUUUGGUCAUGAACUAUAGGUUUUGGUCAAAUAUGCUUGAGGUUAUAAACUAUUUUGAGCCACUUACAUUUGUACUUAGGAGGGUGGAUGGUGAUGUUCCAGCAAUGGGAUACAUUUAUGGUGACCUUCUCAAAGCAAAGCAGGAAAUUGCAGCAUGCUUAAAUAGAAAUGAGAAGAAAUAUGGUUCUAUUUGGAAAAUCAUAGAUGGAAGGUGGGACAGCAAGCUUAAGACUGCAUUGCAUAAAGCUAGGUAUUUCUUGAAUCUAAGCUUCUUCUAUGAGAACAGGAAUGAAAUGGAGGAAGAGGGAAUGAUGGAAGUAGUUAUAGAAUGUGCUACUCGUAUGUAUCGUGAUGAUAUCACUGUGCAAGAUAAUAUUGUUGCUCAGCUUAGUAUGUAUGCUGAAGCCACAGAAAUUUUUGGUACAACAAUCGCCAUAAGACAAAGGAACAGUCAAGAAAUCUCCCCAGCAAAUUGGUGGUCUGCACAUGGAACUUGUGCUAAGGAUUUAAAGAAGAUGGCUAUCAGAAUUUUAAGCUUGACAUGUAGUUCUUCCACAUGCGAAAGAAAUUGGAGUGCAUUUGAGAGUGUGCAUUCUAAGAAAAGGACGAGAUUGGGUCAAUGAAAACUGAAUGCUCUUGUCUUUGUCUUGUUCAACAAGAGGCUGCGAUGGAAGUAUUCUCAAAAGGAUAGGGACCCAUUAGUUCCAAACUUUCGAUGAGCCACCAAAUGAAUGGAUUGUUGAUGAUGCCCAACCAACACUAGCACAACUAGAAGUAGAUGAUGCUUAAAGUAGUGUCGUUAGUAGAAAGAGAAGAUUAAUACAGAAAAGCUUAUCAAACAGAGCAAAGAAAGCACGGGCUGUGGCUGAAGUGGAGGUGAAGGAAGAAGAAUUUGAAUCUUCUAGCAGUGAACAUGAAGAGGAGGAAAAUAUUCCUUAUGCAGACCAUUCAAGUGAUGAUAAGAGUGAUGAGGUUAAAACUUAGGGCAAUGAUAAUGAAUGAUGGGCUUACCACUUGAUGAAUUCUUGUGGUAUUUUUAGUGUGUAGAAGUAGA
Setaria italica (foxtail millet) is the source of this 1785-nucleotide messenger RNA. RefSeq lists its product as uncharacterized. Gene Ontology annotation, molecular function: protein dimerization activity. The transcript is spliced from 3 exons. Bases 740 to 1354 code for a protein of 204 amino acids. The record is from RefSeq and is a predicted model, not a curated record. NCBI's taxonomy places the organism in Eukaryota, Viridiplantae, Streptophyta, Magnoliopsida, Poales, Poaceae.